UGUUACCACCUCCAUCUGAAUGUGGUUCUGGAAUGUGUAAGCUGAUGCUCCAGCAAGAAUUGGAUCAGGUUUCAAGCACCUUAUUUGUAAAGCAGGCUGGGAGUUUGUCACAAACUCAAAAGCAGCAUUUUUUGUGAAUGACAUAGCACUGUGUUUCCUGCACUACUAUUCCAGCAAACAAAAAGCCACGCAGCUCCCCCUUUUUUCAUACUUAGUUACCCUACAAAUAGACGUUGUCUCCUUGACAACUUCUUUCCUACAGCUGUUUCAAACAACAGUUAAGGUUUUGGCACAGUAGGUUUCGACUUGUGAGGUAGCAGCAGCAGAAGGGAGAUGAUAGGAUACAGCCAGUCCAGAUAUUGCCUCUUGAAUAGAGGCAAAUCCUGCCUGAAAGCGGGGGGGGACUUGGAACACCUUGCAUCCAGAGCAGCAGCAAUCCUGUGGGCAUGUACCAGGAGGUUUUAUGUAACAGCUGAUACCUUUUUGAGUACAUUAAUAUGUAAAUCAAUUGAGAAGCAUACUUAGCAUUUUAAUUAAUUCGAUUUUAAGGUUAGCAUUCUCCUGAGAUGAGUACUUGUUGGAGAUGGUGCAGAAAAGUCAGGGGGCGGCUGUUUAUGUGCAAGGUUUUAAUUGAAUUUGAUUGUGGCUAUUAAGGUUAAAAAAUUACUAAGAACUUAGGUUCUGAGGCACACUCAUUGGACAGGGAAGAGAAUCUGAAGAAAUAGUUGCUAUGAUGGACAAGUUCUUCAGUACAUUUAUGCUAGCAGAGGUCUGUGUGGUUUGUUUAUUGCUGUAGGCAAGAACGUAGAAUCACAUGUAGCAGGUCUUACUAACACAUUGCAUGGGAAAACUGUGUCCUUCUUUUAAUUUGCUAAAGUCACAGGCUAGACUGAUCUGCCAGCAUCCCUGGUGUUCUUUCAUUUGUGGAUGUCACAGUGGUUUUUCUCCAGGUGUUCUCAUCAAGGGUCCCCUCCCAUAUCAUUCCAGCAGGCAAACGGCCAUGCUCUCUUCCUCUAAAACUGUCUAAUAUCCAAAAUAGCACUAGAAAAUCUUUUCAUUUAUUGUUCUCAUGACUGUAGCAUCUCUACCUGCAGUUGCAUUUUUGUUUGUUUAUUUUGCAUGGGAAAAGCUUUGUCCUUGUCACUUACCCAAAGCAUCUGUUCAGAGAUUCAAAUGGUUACUGUGUGGAGAGCCUGCAUUUCAUUUACAGAAUGGGCUGAGAAUAUACCCAGGGAGCAAAAGCUUCAGAACUUCUAUAGCAUUAUGAGGUGCUGCCCUAACUGUUACUGUAUGGACUCUUGGUCAGUAGCAUGGGAGAAGAGGAAGGACUACAUCAAGCACAAUUACUGAGGUUAAGCAUGCCAGUAGAAACUGAGGAGGAGCGAGGAGAAACUGCCUCUCCAGUAGGUGAAAUACAAGUGUUGAGAUGGUCGCUUCUGUGCAGAGCAGCGGCUCCUGACUUCCAUCAAGUUUGGCAUUUAAUGGGAACCAGGAGCUGGGAGCCCCUGCCUCUCUCAGGUGCCUCUCUGCGAAGCCAUGACUCAUGGACCUGCUCACUCCUGGUUCCUGAGUGUCGUCUUUGGGACCCUGUCCAUGUGUUCCUGACCCCUGUUGUACCACAAUGGCCAUUCUAUAACCUGGACACAAUGUUUAUGCGAGGACUGAAAAGAAAAUGUUUUGAUGGCGAAGAAGAUAUUGAAGGAACUCUGGCUGGUAUUAAGGCUAUUCCUUCAUAUAAUCUUCAGCGACAGUCACUUUUAGAUAUGUCCUUGGUUAAACUUCAGCUGUGUCACAUGCUGGUCGAACCUAACCUUUGUCGUUCGGUACUUAUAGCCAACACGGUACGCCAGAUCCAAGAGGAAAUGACCCAAGAUGGGACUUGGCAGAUGAUAAAUAUGCAGAAUACAGGCCAGGCAUCCGUGGAUCGCCUUGUUUCAACAGAUAUCCUCUGUCGCUCAUCUAGGGAGCAAGCUGAGGGAAAGCAUGUUCCAGGUUACAGUACUUUCAGUAAAGACUUUGAGGGUGACCAGGCACAAGAUAGUUCAGAAACUAUGUCAACAGCCUCUUCAGUGCAAGCUCUAAGAAACCUGCAAAGUAAUGUGUGGGAAAUGGAGAAUUCACAAGAAAAUAAAGGAAAUUUUCAAAAAUCAUUAGAUCAAAUAUUUGAGACACUGGAGAACAAAAGUCCUAAUUCAGUUGAAGACCUGUUUUCAGAAGUUGACAAUUCUUACUAUGAUCUUGAUACUAUGUUAACAGGCAUGAUGAGCAACACAAAAAUGGGACACUGUGAUGGGCUAGAACCGUUUCCUUCUCCAACAGCUACAACUUCUAGCUCUAAUUGUAAAUCUGAUCUUAACGAGCUUGAUCAUAUUGUAGAAAUCCUUGUUGAAUCCUGAAACUCCUUGUGUAGGAGAUAAAGAUCUGUUAAUGGAAAAAAAGACUCAAGAAAGCUAUUUCCACAGUUUGUUCUAUCAAAUCUGCACAUGUAUUUUACAAAUAUCUAUAUAUUAUAUAGAUAUAUAUAUUAAAAAAGCACUUCAUAUUGCAAAAUAGCGUUAACUCCUGAAGUUAACCUGCAACUUGUAGUGUAAUGAUCCAAUCUCUUGUCCACUGAACUGUAAGUAGAUACGGUAAAUGUUUUUAAGUAUGUGGUCCAAGGCUUUCAAAUUUGGGUUACUUCUACAAAUUUGUUCUAGCCUUUGACAGAGGAUAUGCUUAGUGAGAAGGAUUCUCUCAUCCUUCUUUUUUUUUUUUAUCGUUCUCCCACUGAAAACGGUAACAAACACAGUGAGAAGUUGGAUAACUGGCUUCCCAUUUUCCUCCAGUUUCCACUUUGCUACACCACAUAACUCCUAUAAUAUUUGCUGCUUCUGUUCUAAGUCGCUACAUGGCUCUUAAAGAGCAGUAUGCAAUAGUUCCCAUUAUUCUAGCUAGCUUCUUCUGGUUUUUGCUACAUUUUUUUACUUUAAAGAUAGUUUUAAAGUGUUUAUUGGUGUUUAGAAUUUUCCAGGUAUUUUCCUAAAAUAUAUUUUUACUACAGAUGUUGUGUCAGCUGCUAACUUAGCAACUUUUGAUCAUAUCUGCAGUUGAUGUAUUUUUUGAAAGGUUUUCAAAAAGGGAUUUUUUUUUUUUUACUGUGAGCUACCCGAUGUAGUUCAGUAAAGUGUAUGUAAAUGUAAAUAUACAAUUUUAUACUUUACAUUAAAAUGUAAGAGCUGUUUUCAUGAUUCUGUUUUAUAGAGUAGUACUUUACUAAAUUGAGAAUUGUACUAUUAUGCUUUUUAUACCCCAUAUACUUGGUUGUCAUUAGAGGAAGAGCUCUGAUCCAACUAGAGACAAUAACAUUUAAUUCAUUUCAGACCGUAUUUUUUCUUAACUACAAACCUAAAUUACAUAGGAUUUUAUUUAUGUGUAUUUAUAUGUAAAUGUCAUCAAGUGAAUUGUUUGUCGCUGAAAUCUACCAUCAAAUAUUUGUUUAUAUGAGUUAACUAUCUUGCACUAAUUACUACAAAAAGUGUUACUAGCGGCCUUUAAAUCUCAACUGGUAUGUCUCCAUGUUUUGUCAUGAUUAGUAUGCUCCACUCUUAAAUGAGUUUCCUCUUGCUUUUUUUUUUUUAAAUAACAAAA
Phasianus colchicus (ring-necked pheasant) is the source of this 3627-nucleotide messenger RNA. It is a transcript of the gene CDCA4, whose product is annotated as cell division cycle associated 4. Lineage: Eukaryota; Metazoa; Chordata; Aves; Galliformes; Phasianidae. The record is from RefSeq and is a predicted model, not a curated record. Gene Ontology annotation, molecular function: transcription regulator activity. Gene Ontology annotation, cellular component: nucleus.